Messenger RNA from Sciurus carolinensis (gray squirrel), 972 nucleotides. RefSeq names its product olfactory receptor 18-like. The transcript is spliced from 2 exons. Gene Ontology annotation, molecular function: olfactory receptor activity; G protein-coupled receptor activity. Gene Ontology annotation, cellular component: membrane. The coding region runs from base 1 to 972 and encodes 323 amino acids. Gene Ontology annotation, biological process: G protein-coupled receptor signaling pathway. The record is from RefSeq and is a predicted model, not a curated record. NCBI's taxonomy places the organism in Eukaryota, Metazoa, Chordata, Mammalia, Rodentia, Sciuridae.
AUGUCCCAGCAGAGAAGCAGUGUAACCCAGUGUUCGAGUGAUAGAGAAUCACAGAACCAGACACGUGCCUCAGAUUUCCAUCUCAAGGGGCUUUCAGAGGAUCCACAACUGCAGCCCAUCCUCUUUGGGCUGUUCCUGUUCAUGUACCUGGUAACCAUCCUGGGGAACCUGCUCAUCAUCCUGGCUGUCAGCUCUGACUCCCACCUCCACACCCCCAUGUACUUCUUCCUCUCCAACCUGUCCUUUGCUGACAUCUGCUUUACCUCCACCACUGUCCCCAAGAUGAUUGUGGACAUCCACACUCACAGCAGAGUCAUCUCCUAUGUGGGCUGCCUGACACAGAUGUCUGUUUUUUCCAUUUUUGGAAAUAUGGAUAACAUGCUUCUGACUAUCAUGGCCUAUGACAGGUUUGUGGCCAUCUGUCACCCCCUGCAUUACUCAACCAUCAUGAACCCUCACCUCUGUGUCUUCUUAGUUUGGGUAUCCUUUGUAGUUAGCUUUUUGGACUCCCAGCUACACAAUUUAAUUGUCCUACAAUCUACUCAUUUCAAGCACAUGGAAAUUUCUAAUUUUUUCUGUGAACCAUCUCAACUCCUUAAUCUUACCUGUUCUAAAACCUUUAAUAGUAACAUAGUCAUGUAUUUUAUUGGUGCCAUCUUUGGUCUUUUCCCUAUCCUUGCGAUUCUUUUCUCUUACUAUAAAAUUAUUUCCUCCAUUCUGAGGAUCCCAUCCUCAGGAGGGAAGUACAAAGCCUUCUCCACCUGUGGGUCUCACCUGUCAGUUGUUUGCUUAUUUUAUGGGACAGCCAUUGCUGUGUACCUUGGUUCAGCUUUUUCCUCUUCCCCCAGGAAGGAUGUGGUGGCCUCAGUGAUGUAUACUGUGGUCACCCCCAUGCUGAACCCCUUCAUCUACAGCCUGAGGAACAGGGACAUUAAAAGUGCCCUGUGGAGGCUGCAGAGCAGGACAGUCUAA